Messenger RNA from Labrus bergylta (ballan wrasse), 2158 nucleotides. RefSeq names its product tubulin, gamma 1 (gene tubg1). Gene Ontology annotation, cellular component: microtubule; centrosome; gamma-tubulin complex. Gene Ontology annotation, molecular function: structural constituent of cytoskeleton; GTP binding. The record is from RefSeq and is a predicted model, not a curated record. Gene Ontology annotation, biological process: meiotic spindle organization; cytoplasmic microtubule organization; mitotic sister chromatid segregation. Lineage: Eukaryota; Metazoa; Chordata; Actinopteri; Labriformes; Labridae.
AUGCCGCGGGAAAUCAUAACGCUACAGCUCGGACAGUGCGGAAAUCAAAUUGGUUUUGAGUUUUGGAAGCAGCUGUGUGCAGAGCAUGGCAUCAGUCCAGAGGGGAUUGUGGAGGAGUUUGCAACUGAGGGGACCGACAGAAAAGACGUUUUCUUCUAUCAGGCCGAUGACGAGCACUACAUCCCUCGAGCAGUUCUCCUGGAUCUGGAGCCGAGGGUGAUCCACUCCAUCCUCAACUCUCCCUAUGCAAACCUGUACAACCCGGAGAACAUCUACCUGUCCGAGCACGGCGGAGGUGCUGGGAAUAACUGGGCGAGUGGAUAUUCACAGGGCAAAAAAAUACAAGAAGACAUUUUUGACAUCAUUGACCGGGAGGCAGAUGGCAGUGACAGUCUGGAGGGAUUUGUCCUGUGCCACUCCAUCGCUGGGGGGACGGGCUCUGGCCUUGGAUCCUAUCUGCUGGAGAAACUCAAUGACAGGUACCCAAAGAAGCUGGUGCAGACAUACUCAGUUUUCCCCAACCAGGAUGAGAUGAGCGACGUGGUCGUCCAGCCGUACAACUCUCUGCUCACGCUGAAGAGGCUCACCCAGAAUGCGGACUGCGUGGUGGUGUUGGAUAACACAGCUCUAAAUCGCAUAGCCACAGACAGGCUGCAUAUCCAGAACCCCUCGUUCUCUCAGAUCAAUCAGCUGGUUUCAACCAUCAUGUCUGCAAGCACAACCACCCUGCGCUAUCCAGGCUACAUGAACAACGACCUUAUUGGCCUGAUUGCCUCCCUCAUCCCCACGCCCCGCCUCCACUUCCUCAUGACUGGAUACACACCACUCACCACCGACCAGUCGGUUGCUAGUGUGAGGAAAACCACAGUACUGGAUGUGAUGAGGAGGCUUCUGCAACCCAAGAACGUGAUGGUGUCCACAGGAAGAGAGAGGCAGCCCAGUCACUGCUACAUCGCCAUCCUUAAUAUCAUCCAGGGAGAGGUUGACCCCACACAGGUUCACAAAAGCCUCCAAAGAAUCCGGGAGCGUAAACUUGCCAGCUUCAUUCCCUGGGGUCCCGCCAGCAUCCAGGUGGCUCUGUCCAGGAAGUCCCCUUACCUGCCCUCUGCUCACCGAGUCAGUGGCCUGAUGAUGGCCAACCACACAAGUAUCUCCUCUCUGUUCGAGCGGACGUGCAAGCAGUACGACAAACUGCGUAAGCGCGAAGCCUUCCUGGAGCAGUUCCGCAAAGAGGACAUAUUCAAGGACAACUUUGAUGAGCUGGACAACUCUCGCGAGGUGGUCCAGCAGCUGGUGGACGAGUACAGCGCAGCCACGCGGCCCGACUACAUCUCCUGGGGAACGCAAGAACAAUGAACUAUUCGUCACGGUAUCUCAACUACAACCCUGUCUGCAUACAAUGCUUAGCUAGAUUAUUCCAUCUAAAUAAUUAAAAAAAAUCUUCUGAAAUGUAGACAGGUAUUUGGCUAUAACUGCUUCUCUGAAAAAAAUAUUUAUCGCAGUGUAAAAAAUACUUGUUUUGUGUCACAUCCCAGAGAUAUUCAGAGGAUUGAAAUAAAAAUAAUCCUUAACUAAUUGUCUAAUGAAAUAAAAGCUGAGUACUUCUUUCUUUGAACUGUAUACUAAAACAAAUCUGUUAUCUGUUAAAGUUGUUUUCAGUUUCUGCUUCUCCCCCCCUUGUAUAUUAUUCACUGACGUAAGAAAACCCGCUGCCUUGUUUUGUUCUAUUUUUAUACGCAGUACAGUGCUUCCGUUAUUGUUUAGCUGUUUAACAUCAGACACAUACAGAGCCAGUGCCUCGAAUAUUGGGAGUGGGUUUGACAUGAUGUUUAAUGCCGGUUCUUGCUUCCCAAACAUUUCUGACAAAGUGCUUUGUACAGUCUGCUGCUGAUACACAUCAUUGAAAUACGAUGUUCAAAUACCCAUCAUUCUGUAUGAACUGCGUUGACAGCAUUAGUCACCUGCAAUAGAGAAAGUAACGCUUUGCUCGGAUGAGAAACUGGAUCUAGUUUUAUCACCUUUAUCUUUGUCUUGUAAAUAUACUUCAGGAAAACUGGUUCAAUGGCAUUGUCUGUAUUGUUUGAAAUGAAUAUACAAGUAUACAGUGCUUUUCUUGUUGGACCUGUUCAAAAAUAAUGAAUAAACACUUUUUCUAUUA